AUGCAAGUUCCUUUGAUAGACAGGAUCAACGAUCUUCAAGUGGGUUUAAAUUCUCUGCAAACCCCAUCUUUUUCUUCUCAGAUCACAACUUCCCUCGCUUCCGUUUCCAUAGCAUACAAUUUCUGCAAAUGGGGCGCAGUGAUUCUUGCCCUAGUCGCUACCUUCGGCAGCAUAAUCAACAGAAUCACCAUUUUCAUCAUUCGCUUCCGCACCAAAGCCCCUUCUCUUCCCUCAAUCGAAGAAUACGACGACGUUUACUCCUCCACUGACGACGACGACGACUAUGAAAACGACGACGAUUUAACCUACUCGUCGUCAGAGUACGAAGACGAACCCUCCGCGUCUUCCAGCUUCAUUCGUUUGGAAGACUAUUUCCGAGUCAGAGGUACCGACGAUAACGACGAUAACCAAAACGACGAGUUCCAGACCCAAAACGGCACGCACAAACGACGUGGUAGCAUCGGAGAUAUAUUUUCCCUCUCAGAACUCGCCAACAGCAAGAGCGUCGUGAAGCUCUGGGACAGCAUAGGCUUCGGGCUGGGAUUAGAUUUCGAUGAUUACGAGGAUGGCGUCGUUUCGACUUACGACCCCGCGAGCUCCACGGCGUCACCCGCGGUGAUGGUCUCGGCCGGGGAGGGCGCGUGCGGGAAUCUGGCGGUGGAAAUUUGGGACACGCGCCUGCGGCGUCGGAAGCCGACGGUGGUGGCGGAGUGGGGGCCCACCGUGGGAAAGACCCUGCGCGUGGAAUCUGGCGGCGUGCAGAAGGUUUAUGUAAGAGAUGACGGACGUAACGGCGUGACGGUGGGGGACAUGAGAAAUGUCAGCACGCCGUUAGGCAACGUGACGGAGUCUGACGCGGAUACUUGGUGGGAUGCGGACGCAAUUGUUGUUUCGGACGAACAGCAAUCAAUGUGCAACAACCAACUUGAAUAA
Molecule: messenger RNA, 933 nt
Organism: Vigna umbellata (rice bean)
Lineage: Eukaryota; Viridiplantae; Streptophyta; Magnoliopsida; Fabales; Fabaceae
Source: RefSeq, a predicted model, not a curated record